This is a messenger RNA of Geosmithia morbida, 1992 nucleotides long. RefSeq names its product GTPase. Gene Ontology annotation, molecular function: GTP binding; translation elongation factor activity; GTPase activity. The transcript has 5 exons. NCBI's taxonomy places the organism in Eukaryota, Fungi, Ascomycota, Sordariomycetes, Hypocreales, Bionectriaceae. The coding region runs from base 1 to 1992 and encodes 663 amino acids. The record is from RefSeq and is a predicted model, not a curated record. Gene Ontology annotation, biological process: translational elongation.
AUGUCUGACAAGGCAAAAAAGAAUCAACCCCGUGAGACUAGAGGCAAAGGUGAAUCUGCUCUCAGCGCUUUCGCAGAAUACGUCGAGGAGCAGCAAAACAUACGAUACCCCUCGAGACAGCAGGCAUCCACCACCACCAUCACCGCAACCGCUCCAGGAAACGCACCGCCCGAUCAUGUCCACCACGAGGAGCUAGACGAGCUCUUUGACAACCUCGACCUCGACGACCAGAGCCACCAGGUACCCCUCAGAAGCCUCCUCCUAGGAAGAGGUGCUGCUGCUGCUGCUGCUGCUGCGCCCGCAUCCGCCUCCGCUGCCGGCAAUGACGAAUCGCUAGAGAAGCUACAGAACGUCGUGGCGGAUCGUAUAGCCGAGGGCUUCGGCGAGGCCGUCCUGGAGAUCGGCUACGAGAACAGUGGCGAGUCGAUGCAGCUCAGCAUAGAUGAGUGGAACACGGCGUACGCGCGCCUCCAGGAGGCCGCACAUCUGGCCCGCGCCUCCUGCCAGCUCCUCAUCACCAAGAAUGUCGGCGGCGCCGUCGAGAGCUCUUCCACCACCGGCGACGCCGCCAACGUCUCGACGAAGCCCGGGAGGGGCGGGGAGAGCAAUACCUGGUGCUCUGGCAAGGUACUCAUCCGCCAGCUGCCAAGAGACAUCAAGGAGGUUAUCGAGACGCGCAUCGCCGUCGUGGGGAACGUGGACGCCGGCAAGAGUUCCAUGCUGGGUGUUCUGGUCAAGGGGGACCUGGACGACGGACGAGGAAAGGCCAGGGUCAACCUCUUCCGCCACAAGCACGAGAUCGAGUCCGGCCGCACCAGUUCGGUCGGCAUGGAGAUAAUGGGAUUCGACAGCACCGGAAAGAUUGUCAGCUCGGAUGUACCUGGACGCAAGCUUUCGUGGGAAGAGAUUGGCAAGCGGAGCGCCAAGGUGAUAAGCUUCACGGACCUGGCAGGUCACGAAAAGUACCUCCGCACGACGGUCUUCGGCCUCCUAUCGAGCAGUCCCAACUACUGCCUGCUGAUGGUGGCGGCCAACAACGGGCUGGUGGGCAUGAGCAAGGAGCACCUGGGGAUCGCGCUGGCGCUCAACGUGCCGGUCAUGGUGGUGGUGACCAAGAUCGACAUCUGCCCGCCCAACAUACUGGAGGAGACGAUCUCGCAGAUCAUCAAGAUCAUGAAGAGCCCCGGAGCGCGCAAGAUGCCGACCUUCAUCCGCGACCGCGAGACGUGCGUCAACACGGCAACCCAGUUCGUCAGCCAGCGCAUCUGCCCCGUCUUCCUCGUGUCCAACGUCACCGGCGAGUCGCUCGAUCUGGUCCGCACCUUCCUCAACAUCCUCCCCCACCACGGCCGCUACAACUCCGACGCACCCUUUGAAUUCCACGUCAAUGACAUCUUCUCCGUGCCCUUCGCCGGAACCGUCGUCUCCGGCAUCGUGCGGUCCGGCGUCGCACACGAGGGAGACGCCGUCCUCGUCGGCCCAGACGCCCUCGGCCAGUUCGUCCAGACAUCCAUCCGCUCCAUCGAGCGGAAGAGGAUCCGCGUCCCCGCCGUCUCCGCCGGCCAAUCCGCCUCCUUUGCCAUAAGGAAGAUGAAACGUAAGGAGGUCAGGAAGGGAAUGGUUGUCCUGCCAAAGUUGGAAGGUCAACCUGCUCCCAAGGUCUAUAACGAAUUUGUCGCCGAGGUCCUCAUCCUAUCCCACACCACCACCAUCAAGAAACACUACCAGGCAACACUGCACGUCGGCCCCGUCCAGCAGACGUGCGCCAUCAUAGACAUUGACCGCGAGCUCAUCCGCACCGGCGACCGCGCCACCGUGGCCUUCCGCUUCGUCCAGAGACCAGAGUAUCUCGUCCCAGGAGACAGGUUACUCUUCCGCGAGGGUCAUACAAAGGGUCUCGGUAUAGUCAAGUCCAUCGGCUACGAUGCUUCGAAACCUCUCAGGGAGCAAUCUCAGUCUCAGUCUCAUCAAGGGCCGGAGGCGUCAUCGUGA